AUGAAUACUCAAGGAGAAUCAUCUUCUUCUUCCAACUUCUCUUAUGAUGUGUUUCUCAGUUUCAGAGGUGAAGAUACCAGAAACAACUUUACCGGUCAUCUUUAUUUCAGAUUAUGUCAAGUCGGAGUUAAUACUUUCAUAGAUGAUGAGGAAUUGAGAAAGGGAGACGUCAUUUCAAUUGAACUUGAGAAAGCAAUUGAACAAUCUAGGGUUGCCAUUGUUGUUUUCUCCAAAAAUUAUGCUUCCUCUAGUUGGUGUCUUGAUGAACUUGUCAAAAUUCUCGAUUGCAGAGAGAGGUUAAAUCAGCUAGUUUUGCCUAUUUUCUAUGAUGUUGAUCCUUCUCAAGUACGAAGACAAACUGGAUCCUUUGGCGAAGCUUUGGCAAAACACAAGGAACGAUCAAUUGGAACUGAAAGAAUGGAAAAGUGGAAAGCUGCACUUACUGAAGCAGCAAAUUUAUCUGGAUGGGAUUUGAGAAAUGUUGCUGAUGGGCAUGAAUCAAAAUUUAUUGAAAGUAUUAUAAAACAAGUUCUGCAAGAAGUCAACCAGACACCUCUAGAUGUUGCUCAUUAUCCAAUUGGAUUAGAUUCUCCUAUCAAAGAUAUAUUGUUGUUAAUGCAAAGUGGAUGUGAGCAUGAAGUUCGAAUGGUUGGUAUAUGUGGCGUUGGUGGAAUUGGAAAAACAACUCUAGCAAAAGCCAUCUACAAUAGAAUAUUUCUACAGUUUGGUGGUAGUUGCUUCCUUUCAGAUGUUAGAUCAAAAGCUGAAGAAUUGGGUCUAAUCAAGCUUCAAGAGAAACUACUUCAUCAAAUCCUCAAAACUAAGGAAUUUGAAGUUGAUAGUGUUGCUGAAGGUGUUAAUCUCAUCAAAGCAAGACUUGGGUCCCAAAAGGUUCUAAUUGUUCUUGAUGAUGUGGAUCAUAGAAGCCAAUUAGAAUCCUUAACAAGAGAAAGAAAUUGGUUUGGUUCUGGUAGUGUUAUAAUUAUUACAACCCGAGACGAGCAUUUGCUUUAUGGUCUUACAACAAAUGAGAUAUACCGGGCCAAACUUUUAAAUGGCAACGAAGCACAACAACUUUUUUCUUGUCAUGCUUUUAACAGUCUUUCUCCACCACAUGAAUAUGUUGAGCUGGCCCAAAACAUAAUUAAAUAUUCAGGUGGGCUACCAUUAGCUCUUGUGACAUUGGGGUCACAUUUACAAGGGAGAUCCGUUGAAGAAUGGAGAUACGAGUUCGAAAAACUAAGAACAAUUCCUCAUUUUGAUAUUCAAAAGAUUCUCCAAAUAAGCUUUGAUGGACUUGAUGACAAUACUCAGAAUGUUUUCCUUGAUAUUGCGUGCGCCUUCCAUGGAUGUGAUGAGGAUGAAGUUACCAAAACAUUAAACGCCUGUGGUUUGUAUUGUGAAAGUGCAAUUGUAACUCUAGUCAAAAGACACCUGCUCCAAAGGGAUCGGCGUCGUUUGGUGAUGCAUGAUCUAGUGCAGGAUGUGGGAAGAGAAAUCGUUCGCAUGGAAUCACCUCGAGACAGUGGAAAACGGAGUAGAUUGGUCAACCCUCAAGAAGUCCUUGAUGUCCUACAAGGAAAUAAAGGUUCUGAAAAUGUAGAAAUAUUGGUGGUAGAACGACAUGCAUUAAAGGGUGUGAAGCUGAACACCAAAGCAUUUCAGAAAAUGAUAAAUCUUAGGGUGCUUAAAAUCGACGACUUACGUAUUAGUGGAGAUUUUGAGCUAUUGUCCAAGGAGCUCAGAUGGCUGUCUUGGAAAGGAUGUCCUUUAAAAAUGUAUACCAUCAAAUUUUCCAUCUGAUAAACUUGUAUUUCUGAAUAUGAAAGGGAGCAAUAUCCAAGAAUUUGGUUUGAAUUUGCAGGUUCGUUACUCAAUUCUGCAAUUUUAUGUGUAAUGUUUAAGAGAAAGAAAAUCUUAAUUGAAACAAUAUUUUGUUUA
Molecule: messenger RNA, 1941 nt
Organism: Solanum tuberosum (potato)
Lineage: Eukaryota; Viridiplantae; Streptophyta; Magnoliopsida; Solanales; Solanaceae
Product: TMV resistance protein N-like
Exons: 3
Coding region: 1-1803 (600 amino acids)
Biological process (GO): defense response; signal transduction
Molecular function (GO): ADP binding; ATP hydrolysis activity
Source: RefSeq, a predicted model, not a curated record